AUGGCGUCACAAGGCAGGAAACCACACUGGUCAAAUGCGGCUUCUUCAACUUCAUCUUCUACCAUUUCUUCUUCUUCGUCUUCUGAUUCCCCCACCCCCGCUACAACUGCUGGGUCUACAACACUGCAUCUGAAGAAACGGAAAUUGGAAGUCGCUACUCCAGAAACGAGCAGUAAAGUUGGAGGAGGCAAAGGAAAGGUACAGCAGCCUCAUCAGUCCAAAAAGAACUCCCAACCGCAACAGAAGAAAGAAGAAGUUAUGCUGGAAGCUGCUGCUGGCGGAGGAAGUAAGGAAUGUGAAGGUGCUGGGGCGGCAGCUAAGCGGAGGAGGAAAACGUUACGAUGCAGUGGUGAGAGUACGGACGAGGCAGAGGCCAAAGCUGCAGAAGCAGACUCCAGUUUUGGACAGAAAACACCUGUCGUUCUGCCUCAGAAGAAGCGCGCUUUACCAUCUAGUAGCGGUGCCUCGCCUGUUCGCAGUCCAGCGAGGAAGUCUGCCAAGGCAGUUACUUCUUCCAACGCUGCAGCAUCAGACGAGGCGGUAGACGACGAAACCCUGAUAAGAGAGACUGAAGCAGCUUUGAAAAGUCUCUCAGGAAGUUGGCCUGGACCUCGUAGUUCUUUUUACAACCGUGGUAUAACAGAGCACGAAGAGCGCUUUGAGUCGCCAACUUUCGAAAAUCUUUUUGAAGAGAAGAAAAUUAAUAACAAAAUGUCACCGUCCUCAUCUUCAUCUUCGUCGUCCGGUUGCAGCGAAUCCUCGUCGUGUUCCCUCAAGGAUGUCAUAACACUUCGCGGUCAGCAGCCCGACGGUAAAAGUUCCCGAACAGCAACAGACGGGAAAACACCAGGAGGAAUGGCGGCUAACACAACAGGUUCCAGCAAUCAACAGGUUAAACAACAGUCUGAUGGCAGCAGUAGGUCAUCAUCUUCAUCAGCAACGAAGUCACACUGCAAAACAAGACCCCAGGAUCGAGAUGUAUCUCAGCAACAAUCUGCUUAUCAAGAGGGGAAUGAUUUGGAGAAUCUGCUGAAGAUUGAGAACGAGUGUGCUACUAUACAGUCUCAAGUCGGGAGCAGUGUAUCUCAUGCACAAGUACAGGACACAAGAAGAAGUAGCGACAGUAAAGGCAUAAAAGACAAGCAUUUGUUGCCCGCAGUAAAUUCCUCAUCAGAUGCAACACCUUCCUCUAGUAGAGGAAUCGAAUAUGCGGCAACUUCAAGGUAUGAACCAGACUUCAACGAGUUGGUCGAUGAUUCCUCCAACGAGCUUGAGAUUGACAUGUCCGACCCAUCAGGAGACAAGGAGGACGACGAUGACUCGGACCGCAGCAACAAGACAGAAGACAGGCAAAAACGAAAGGAAGACAACGUAAAUCUGAAAGAUGUAGCUGCCAUUUCGAGUAGCGACCAACAGACUUCGUCAUCUUUCCAAGAUCGCCAGAAUGUGUUCGGUGCUGCAUCUCAACAACAGCGACAGUUUCAGCCGAACAAACCUUUAUGCACCAGUGCCACAGUGACCGGCACGAUGUUAUUAACUACAUCCACAUCCUCCCCUUCACCUUCUUCAUCCGUGUCCUUCUCCGCCACUUCCGCAUUCCGAGCUAUCAACAGCAGCCAGUCAUCGAAAGACACAGCGGUGUCACUUCGGUUACCUGCAGCGCCAUCUUCUAGCAUAGAUCUUCAGGGUUCAGUCGGAGGAGCGAUACCACCAAUAGGACCCUUUCCUGCUUCGGCAACAUUUGUUGGAUAUCCAGGAUCUGUCGGUCUGCAGGGUCAUGAUCCUGAAGGUGGGGCUGGUCAUCCACAUUCUGUAACGUCAUUGGACGAGAAGCACACUGCAGCAGCCGUAUGUCUUCUUCAGCUGAAGACAAACACCAAGGAAGAAAAUGGCGAAAAAGGACAGGAACUUGCUGCAAACGAAACAACGUCGCUUCCUGGAGCAAAGACGUCUUCGGUAUCGGUUGCGUCACCAGACGCAACUUCCUCCAAACAGUACACCAUCUUGCAGCCGGCUGGGGCAGGAUCGCGGGCUGCCACAGCUAUUCAGGAUGUGAAUCGGGAAGGUGUGCUCAGCGUGUCAGCAGUCAGUAGUAGCAGCAGUAGCAGCGCUUGCAGUAGUGGAGGCGUCCCUGUGGCGCCGCUACACCAUCAGCAGUCUGUUGCUAUCAGUACAGCUGCCGGCUCUGACACCAUCGGCACGGCCAAAAUGACCCCCGAGAGGAGUUGCUCUUCUGAUAUCAACCGCUCUGGACCACUGUCUCCAUCAGGCCUCAACAGGGAAGGCAACAAAUGCCCAACCCCAGGUUGUAACGGACAAGGCCAUGUGACCGGACUGUACUCUCACCACAGAAGCCUGUCAGGAUGUCCAAGGAAGGAUAAAGUUACUCCAGAAAUCCUGGCGAUGCAUGAGACUAUCCUGAAAUGCCCAACCCCUGGUUGCAAUGGUCGGGGUCAUGUUAGCACCAAUCGCAAUACUCAUCGGAGCUUGUCUGGCUGCCCUAUCGCCGCCGCAAACAAGCAGGCGUCCCGAGAACACAAGCUCCAUCAACACCAUCAUCGUACUACGGGGGCGGGGACGGCCAUUGCCACCGCUGCCUCCUUGGCAGUUCCGAACUGCCAGUCCAACUUCACGUCUGCUGCCGCUGGCAGUGGGUUCGUAAGCAAAACGUCUCUGGCCCCACCUUCACACAUGAUGGCGACCACCUCCGGAUGCUCCUUACAGCAGACGGACGUGAAGCCCUGCUACUCCAUGGGUUACGCUUCUACCUCGAGCAACGGCACUGCAAAAGAGACCUCAGACAAAUUCCCUCUAACCCCUGGUGGGAAAUCAGACUUCGUGCACUCGCCUUACUAUACUGGUAGUAGUGGGAAUUGUAAUAAACCGACGCCAGGAAACAUCAAACAGCCCAAAACUCCUGAGGAUAUCGACUCCCACAGCAGGAGCAGCAGUAGCACGGGCACAUCGACAGGGUCUGCCGGUAAAGUGAUCCCCAAAACAGAAGUGACGGGUGCAAACAGUUGCUGUAGUAACACUGGUAUCCGAGGCGAGUUGCUGGUACCCAAAACAGAAGCCGCUAAUGGGACUGGUGCAGGUGUUGGUGUAGGUGCUGUAGUGGGAGCUGCCGGCGCUGGUUCUUGCAGAUCGUGUACGCCACCUCCUCCAGCUCCCCUCAGACAAACUAGCUUCGAUCCAUCGCCAUAUCUCAAUCAGGAUUCUAAUUCCUCUUCUGUAUCCAGUAUGGACACAUUAGGGUCGCGAUCAGCGGUUGCUGGUGGCGGCGGUGGUGGGGGUGUAGGUGGUGGAGGGGGAGGUGCUAACCCCAUGUCAAGUGGCACGCAUCACCAUCUCCAACACCCCCCUCAUCCACACCACCCUGUACCUCAACACCAUCAACAUCCACAUCACCCACCACCGCCACCAGUACCUUACAGUACCAUGUCGCUAGUAGAAGACCCUCGGACACUUCAUCAGAUUUCUCAUAGGUCGCCAUACGAUUCCUCAGCAAUGGUAGCAACUUCAUCAGACGAACUUUAUCACCACCGACCAGAUCACUCUGGUAGACAGUACAAUACAAUGAACAGUGUGAACAGUAACGCUAAUAAUAUCAGCAGGCCGAUCGUGGCUUACUCCUCCGAAAUGGCAGUGCGCGCAUAUGACACAGGUGUUGUAACAGCUCCGGGACAUCGACCUUAUGAUCCGGGCACCGCAACAGCGUAUGACAGAUACGACACAACUCAACAAGCUUGCAACCCUCUUCAGCAACAGCAACAACAGCCUCCACAACAUCCACAGAGACCGCCUCCGCCACCGCCACCGCCUAGUAUGUACGGUUACACGACAAGUCAAGGAACCCUCAGCGAGCAUGAGCAGCAAGUGAGGGAGUAUCACCAAGAGGCCAUGACACAGCAGCAGCAGCAGCAGCAGCAUCAGAUGGCCGUGGCAGCAGCUGCAGCUGCUGGCAUGGCCGCUGCAUCUGCCGGAAUGAUGAAACCUGAAGGCUCGCCAGAGUCAGAACCCAAUACUGGCCCGCUGUACCCCAGGCCCAUGUACCACUACGACCCUGCUACGGGAGGAAUUCCUCCAGGUUUUCCGUCGGCGAUAAAUCUGUCGGUAAAAUGCGUCGCUGCUGCGCAAGCCCAGGCUCAGGCCCAGGCCCAGAUGAAAUCGUCUGAACCUACGUCACCAGGUGGCUCCGUCAUGGACCUAUCUACCUCUAGCGUCACCUCGACGAGUCCGCAGGCACCGGGUUAUGGAGCCAGCAGUUUGAGCCCCCAUUACGGGGGUGGUCAGAGAGGAGGCGUCGUGGGGGGCAGUCCUCAAGCUGCCGCGAGCCCUCACCAUACUGCCAGCCCCCAGGUACCCAGUCCACAGGGGCAGACCCUUGACUUGAGUGUCAGCAGGGUCCCUGCCAGUGACUCAACCAGUCCGAUGUACACGGGAGAAGCUGUUCCUGUGGGCCCUGGUUUCAUUGGCCCGCGGUCCAUAGAGGAGCAGACUGAACCAGUGGACUUUUCGACAGCCAACGAGCCAGUAAACUUCAGCAGUGGGGUGCGUCCAGUGCCUGGUUUCUCGACGGCGACAGGGACUGCAGGAGGCUACAGUCGGGAGUCAACGCCAGACAGUGGCGGCUCCCACUACCUGGACUCCUAUCGGGAAGCUAACGACCCCAUUUCGAUGCCUGUUUCAGGAUACGCGCCUAUGAGUCCUCACCCAGGGUAUGCCAUGGCGGGUGUCCAGGCUGAGUACCCUGCCAACAGCUACACCCCCUAUCCGACAGCUGCGUAUUCAUGUGGGGGCGGCAGUGCAGGCUACCCUGGGGCGAUACCUACCAGCUACCCGGCCCCCGCGUCUAGCGGAUACUCCCCUGGACCGUGUUACAGCAUGCCACCUCCACAACACCCACCUCCGCAGCUUGAAAAAGCACCUACAAAGGAUGACGGUUUGUCUGGAUGCCCACGUGCGGACCGCACACAGAUACAGGCGCACUCACAGGAACUAAAGUGCCCGACACCCGGUUGCGACGGCUCUGGGCACGUCACAGGCAACUACUCGUCCCACCGCAGUCUGUCCGGCUGCCCGCGCGCCAACAAACCCAAGAGCAAGCCACGAGACGGACAGGACUCCGAACCUCUAAGAUGUCCCAUUCCUGGAUGUGAUGGAUCUGGACAUGCAACAGGGAAAUUCUUGUCACACAGAAGUGCAUCAGGAUGUCCUAUAGCUAAUCGGAACAAAUUGCGUGUGCUGGAGAAUGGAGGAACAGUUGAGCAGCACAAAGCAGCUGUAGCGGCAGCCACCGCCAUGAAGUUCGAGGGAGUGAACUGUCCAACACCAGGCUGCGAUGGCACAGGGCACAUCAAUGGUUCAUUCCUCACACACCGCUCCCUGUCCGGAUGUCCUAUGGCUGGCAGUGGCCAAGCAGGACUUCCAAAGAAGAACAAGUAUGCACCUGAUGAUAUGAACAAUAUGUAUGCCAAGGCUCCACCAGGUCUAGAGGGUGGCCCUGGGGUUGGUCCAGGGGGUGAGGAUCUCAUCACAUUGGAGGCUGAAAUUACUGAGCUACAGAGGGAGAAUGCUCGUGUUGAAUCUCAAAUGCUGAAGCUGCGCACAGACAUUACAGCUAUGGAAGCACAUCUCAGGCAUGGAGAUAAAGAGACCCAGGUGAUCAGUCAACGGAACAAUAACCUCAACGAAUACUACGAGAGUUUGCGCAACAAUGUCAUCACCUUACUGGAGCAUGUGCGGUUACCAAAUGGAAAUGGUGGUGGUCAAGAGAAGCUGGGCCAUGAGAACUUUGAUAGUUACUUAAGCAAGCUGCAGACAUUGUGUACACCUGAUGGGUACUGCAGUGAUGAGAACAACCGACCCCUAUAUGAGACAGUGAAAUCAGCAUUGCAAGACUUCACUGUUCUUCCCACACCCAUCUAGUCACCCAGCUACACUGACUGUGCUCUUUUUUCAGCCUCAGUCUAAUUUGAAACUUGGUUCAGACAGUUUUAAGCUAAAUGAACUGUCAGACAAUGAAUGUCAUUUGCAUAAGUAAAGAUGUUGAUUCCCAGGUGUAUGAUUGGCCCAUCCUAUUAUAACAGAUAUUUUUAAAUGGCAGAACUUUAAUAAAGUUAUGAUAUUUGCCAUACACACAAAACAAAAAAUUAUUCAAAGUAAAUAUUUGGUAAAAUCCACUUUUUGGUUGUCAACUUUAAAUCAUUAUUUGUGACAGUGAUUUUAGUGAUGGUCAUCACACCAGUACAAGAGUGAAGAUGUAACAGCUUUUACAGCAUUCAACAAUGAAGGCAGUGUAUUUCCUGUUUUGUUGAAAUUGUGUGAUGGCUAUUCAAAAUGCUUGGAAAAUCCAUCCCGUAAGACAUGAUCCCAUGUCUUGCAUCAGACUAAAUCAUCGUCAAGUAAUUGGAAGCGCAUUUCUAUGCCACUGUUUUAAAAUGAAAUCAUCAGCCAUAGCAUAAAUUCACUAUAGUUGAUUUACAAAAAUGUUGGUUGGUUCUACCAAAUGCAUUGUUGAUAAUUUUGAAAUAAUGUCCACCAUCAAUUGACAGUUUUAGUAAAUCUCACCAGAGUAUGCACUUAUUAUAGACAGGAAAAAAUGUUUGCACAUGCUGGAAUUUAAUAAGUUCAAUGAAUCUGUUGAAACAAUUCACAAGAGCAUUUAUGAGCAGAAAUUGUAAGACUAGCAAAGCACAGUCACAUUAUUUUUGUGAACCUUGAACUGUCAGAAUUACGCCUAAUGGUGUAAGAUGGAAAUCAGAUUUCAUUGAUUAAAGAUGCAACAACUAUAUGCUCUUCUUCACGCAUAUAGGAAUUUUGAUCCUUAAUAACUGAUUUUACAUUUGUGAAUUGUUUGAAAUUAAGUCUUCAUAAGCUGUCUCUUCAGAUGUGGUGUGAUAUUAGUGAAAUUUAAAUUGACACUUCAAAAGGCCUUUGUAUCCUUAAGUAUGAAACUUCCUAAAUGUGAGGGCCCAAGCUAAACACAAAGGUGCAUGUAACAUAGUCAAGAUAUGAACGAUGUGAACUCUAAGAAUCUCAUUGAGGUGAUUGAUAGAUAUAUGCAGAUACCAAAAGUAAUCCUAUUUAUUUUUCUGCACUUCCAUUGUGAAGAAAGGACAGAAGUAUUUUUCACAUUGCUGAUGGUGAAGAUGUCGGCAAAUAACCAAAGAGUAGUUAUUGUGGUUAGUUGAUGGAGUUCCUCAAAUUUAUUUUUUCUUUUAUCAGGUUUGCAACUAACUAUUAAGUUUGGUAUGUAAAUGUUGAAAUCAGUGAUGUUUAUUGCUCAUUUGUACAGAGCUGUUGUUUUCUAGACCUAAGUGUGCAGUUUUCAUUUACAUAAUAAUAGUGAUAAGAUGUUUCAUAAUGUUUCAUUUACAGAUGUUUGCUAUGCAUAAUUAGUAUUGAUCUGUUCAUGUUUAUUGUUAAUGAUGACAUUGUUAUGUUUAUGAUAAUACGGUGCCAGCAAAGUGAUUAACUGGAUGAAUCUGUUCAAAAGUUCUUUUUCAUUUAUUCUAAUUAGGCAGCUUUUAUAAGUGUGGAACUUUUAUAUAUAUUAUAUAUGAAUACACUUUGGUUAAUUUUGUGUAGUAAUGUGCUUUGAUCACUGUUCAAUCUAAUGCAAUUAGUGAAAAAGAAUUUAUCAAAAUAAACAAAUAAUUAAUUCCACAGCAGCACAUCUGAAACUAGUUAUUCUAUACUAUAUUCAUAGGUGGUUGGCUAUGUUUGUAAGAUGAUCGAUGAUAACAAAAGACAGAUUUGUCGCAUAUAUUGCAAAAUGUGUGAAACCUGAACAAGCAAGUGCAACAUAUGAGACCAUCUUUCUCGCAUAAUACAGAGUGUCUGCUCCACAAUUAAGAGAUUUUGUUUUCAUGUCUUGGAUACAGAAACUUAAUAUAUUGUGAUGAUUCUCGAUGAUUCGCUCUUUCAAUUCCUGACAUAAUAAACUGUGCUAAAGCACAGUGAAGUUUGAAUGAACUUGCUUGCUGUAUAUAAAACCUAACAUCGUAGAAAUUUAUUUUAUAGCAAAUCUGUAAUAUUUUUCACCAAAAUAAUGUAACUUUUCCACUGAAUCAUGUUUACAAGUUGUGACCACAUUUUUCAAAUAAUGCUAGACACAUAUCUUAAGUAAAUGAGUAUUUAAAAUAUAUGUGGAGACAGGAAUUGUUUAGACAACUUGAAAACAAAAUCUCUGUGCCAUGCAAAGUGUACUUGAUCUUGGGGAAACUCCUUGCAGAUUCUCACUAGUCUUAGAAGCGAGGUUUUAUUUCUGAAUAGUAAACUAUGGUCGAUGCUUGAUAAUAGGAAACAACAGUUUCAUUUGUUUGUUAAGUACUGGUAAAGAAAAAAAUAGUCUGUUUAAAAUGUGAUUGUUGCUCCUGAAGCUUAUUGUUGCCAGGCAGACAUAUGUACAGUAUACAUCAUUAUUAGGUGAAGAACAAUCAAAAGGCACUCACCACCUGUUAUAAGCUCAAGAAUCAUUAUAAUAGAAAAGAGGUAUAACUGUAGAUAGCAUCUGAACUAUAGUCACACCUUAAAGUACAUAACUGCAAAUAAACAGAAGCUGUAUGGUUAAGAUUUCUGUUAACAUGCCAACACAAUCCUUGUGUCUAAGUGUGACAUGUGGCUAGCUACAAAAACCAAAACAAAACUACCCCCCCCCCCCAAAAAAAAAUGGAAAGAUAAGGUAAAAAUCACAAAAAUAAACUGUAGAUGAGUACUCUGUAUCACCUUGAAGCCAUGUUGGUGUAUAUUUUAUGGUCAUUUUAUUUUGUAUUUUUGUAACCAAGUGCUGUGACAAAAUGUUGAAUAUUGCUUUGUAGCCUCAACGAAAACCAAAGCCAAGGAGACACAGUAGGUGAGGACCCAAUGGGGGGCAUAGUCGACAUACUCCAGGCAACACUGGGUUCAUGACCGCACUGGAUCUCACAGUGACAUCAGAAUGAACCAGUGAGCCACUAGGACAUUUCAAGGUAUUUAUCUCAUGAUGUGAUAUUUGAUAGAAGAAUCGACUAGAGAAAGUAUUUUUUCCAUGGUCACAAUGACUUUGAUUAAUGUAGCAGGUGCAUAGUGUUUGUUUUUAACAUCAUUUUGCUGUAAUCAUUCCAAUAUAAGAAUAUAUACUCAGAGUUUACAAAUAUCUUUAAAUGCCCAAGUGGCCCAAUAACAAAUUAGAUUGUUUCCAUAUGUAAUAUAGUAAAAUACAGUAACAUAUAGUGAUAUAACAAUGUAUAAUAUGUAUGUGUUAUGAUGUUUCAAACUCAUGUGGGUAAAAUUCAUCACAAAACAUUUAUGUUGAAAAGAUCUCUGUGUGCCACGCUAUGAUUAAAAAUUUGGGAAGUGUA
Molecule: messenger RNA, 9344 nt
Organism: Zootermopsis nevadensis
Lineage: Eukaryota; Metazoa; Arthropoda; Insecta; Blattodea; Termopsidae
Source: RefSeq, a predicted model, not a curated record